GUAGGUUUCAGAAACAACAGUUUUUUCCCUAACCUGAAUUUCAUCCGAAUUUCAGGCUAUUUUUUCCCGUAGAAAUCCUUAUAAUUUGAAGGUUACGCAACAGUGUCGCGUGGACGCUCAUGCAUGCAUAACCUGUGGUGACAACAGGAAUAUCAGUUUUCGAUUGGCUCAUUUCUCCACGCCCCCAAAACGCCCCCAGCGAAGAGUUGUCUGGCGAUAUUUUUCCUUGUUUUUGAAGUACAUACCGCGUUUCUUCUUUCCUGUUCUUUGUGUUCCUCGCUAAAAAGAAUUUGUACAAUUCCACUGAGACACUUUCUCGUUAAUGCUUGUGUAAACUUCGUUUUACUUGAAGCUGUCGUUGAUCAAAGUAGAUCUUCUCGUUACCAAAUCACGCUUUGUUGGCAGCUAGUAAAUAUCUGCGUGCGUAAAGAAAUAGUACACAAGGGAUUUCAGCGUGCGAGUAUAUGUUAUUUCAACCGGCUUGUGUGUGUGUGAGAAAUUCAUCAUAACUAUUGGUUUGUAGCUGCUUCGUUAAAACCGAUGGCGGACGCAAGUACUGUUAAAAGUGGCCAUUUGGAGGAAAACAAUCCACUAUCGAAACCGAGUGAUGUCGAACUCAUUCUUGAAACUGGCUCAACGAAAGCCAAAGAUGUUCAAAUCGUUAACGGCUCUGUACUUUACACAGGUGAGGAAGUAGCUUCCAAUGGGGAGGUUUACUCUGGUACCGAGAAAGAAACACAUAAACAAGCGAACGGCCUCGAAGAACACAGAACCGGACAUCAUAAUGGCGGCGCCAGCCCGAAAAGUGAACUUGGAGGUGUAAAGCUGGCUCCCGCCGAGUCGACGUGGACAAUCCAAGCCGAUGGCGCUGUUAAUCUGCGAAUGGGAUCGUCAGAAGCUACAAGUCGAGUUCCCAUGACAGUGGUAGAAGGUUUACAGAGAGCUGUACGUUUAGCACCGAACAGAGUUGCUCUUGCAGUAAAACGAAAUGGAGAGUGGAUGAAGUGGUCUUACCAAGAAUACUACAAGUCAGUGUGUACAGCAGCCAAGGCACUCAUUAAGGUUUGCGAUAUUAAGCUUACGUCCAGUGCUUUUCGAUGUAUUAAUAUCAAAAUCUCUUAAGGUUGGACGCUUUGGUGUUUUGCAGUUGCUCUCGGUGCAACGUUUCAAAUCGAGAAUGUAAAAAUUCGGCUUUAAUAGUUUCAGCUAGUUUUGUUGUUGUGAGUUUCAGCGUCGUUAAAACUCCUAGUAAAUUUGAUAUUGAUUUCCAAAAGCACUGAAAGAUUCAUAAGUUUUACAAAUUGAUGUGAUACAAGUAAAUUCACAGGUUUAGAAAACUUUGUCGGUAUGAAGGUGACCCAAACAAUGUACACAUGAACAUUCAAGAAUGAACAAGAUAAUUUAGCGUGGGUGCCGGGUAGAUUUUAAAAGCCCCGGUAUUUUGUUGUAAUUAAUUUUCUAUGGCGUGCAAACAUGAAAUUUGAAUUCUUAUUGACUUUUCCUUCCCUGAACCAACUCAUUCUGACCCUACUUUUCUUUUAACACUUGAAACUUUUAUCACAUGACUAUUUAUUGUGAGUAAUUCAAUUAUAUUGCCGAGUUGAGUUUCAUCCAAGAGUGCGUGAAGAUGUAAACAAACUCGAGAACCGGUUUGAUUGGAGACCUUUUACAACAUUAAAGAUUGAAAAGAGUUGUUUCAAGUUAUUUUUCCUAGAGAAGUUUCUUAAAAGAGUAGUGGGCAUAAACACGCCUGCAGAAACAAGUUUAUAAACUUAAUCCUAAAUCUUGAUUUAACAUGCAUGACGUUUGUUUUUGUAGUCUUAUUAAUUCCUAAGGGUUUUUUCAAACAAUGCACUUGCAUGUAAUUGUAGUUUUUGCAAAGAGUACAAGUGACAGAUCAAAUUGAAGACUUAUCAGCAUUGUAAACAACUGCAAAAGUUCAGUUGCUUGGACAGAACUUGCUGACUCAGAGCGGUUUAAGUUACUGAAAUCUUGAAUUAACCUCUUCUGAACCCUCACUUUAAUGACAUGUUAGGUAUGGUUAAUUACUACUGGUAAGUUCAGUACGUGUUAAGACGUGUAAGAGCUCAGAAGACUGCUUAUAAUACUUGACAGAAGCUAAGAUUCCUUUCACUAAUUAUCAAAAUGUUCAUGUUUCAUGCACUGAGUAUAUCUAUAGUAACUGAUAAAAUGUGCUGUAUAGCAGUGGAUAGCAGUAGUUUGGCAGACUUGAUCGCAUGAAGUGGCAAUUAAGUUGUGGCAGUUAAUUAAAAGAUUUGAAAAAGACGGAUUACUACACUAUCACCAGGAUAACUUUAAGCCUCGUCGGGUGGUUUCUAUAUGAUUGCUGCAAUUGCUGAAAAUCCUCCAGGGAUCUGAAUGAUAUGCUUGUGGCACUUAUUAUUUGGGAAUGUUAUGAAACCUUGAAUUUAUACUGUAGACAUAUGAAAAUUUAUCUCAGAGUUGUCUCCAUGUAGAAUUAGCUGUGAACGUUAUUUCUAUGUUCACAACAGUAUCAUUAUACUAUUACUUAUAUUUCUCAUGAAUUUAAGGCAGGAUUUGCAUAUCCUUUUCUCUUUUGAAUAUUAUUUGCACUGUAUUUAUAUCUUUUCUUUUUACUAACAGCUUGGUCUUGAGCCCUAUCACGGUGUUGGAAUCAUAGGAUUCAAUUCUCCUGAAUGGCUUAUCAGUGAUUUAGGAACCAUUUUUGCAGGGUAAGGAAACCUCUAUAUAGCUAAUUAAAAGUGAGGCUCAAAUCUGAGUCCUGUAGAAUGCUGGUUGUAAGCCCCCCUACCCCCCCCCUAGCUAAUUAGAGGCCCAUCUACCCCCACUGUAACCAAAAUGAUAUGCUUGUGGCACUUAUUUGGGAAAAAAAUACAUCAGAUUAAAGCCCCCUUCCCCCCAGACCCCAGAUACAGCUGCAUAAGCCCACCUCCAUAUGUAUUGAAAUAUAAUUAUUUGAAUAAUCAUUCGAUGCAAAUUUUUCUUCUUUUUGUUGGUGGAGAGUCCACCACAUGUCCACUUGCAAAUAUCACCUGUCUACAAAUGAUGGUUUGCUCACGUACAAUGUUGUCCAACUGUGUUUGGCUGCAAAUAGUAAUGAGCUCAUGUGUAAAUGAAACUGCUCUUUUCCCCUUUUUGCAAUCACUUUUGCAUAAAAGUGACAAAAUGACAGAUAUUCAUUAACAAACAUACUACGUGGCCAAAUGAUUUAAGAAAAAGUGCCUUGAAACAAGCUAUAGUGGUGCUGAUCAAGAUACGUUUUGCAUUUACUGGUUUUUAAAGAUCAUCAUAAAAACCCAAACAUCAUAAUAAUUAGCAAUUUUUGUAAGCCCUCCUAAAGCCCCUUUCAAAGAUUUAUAAUCCCAGGGCUUAGAAGGUGCAGUUCAUGGUAUACAAACAACUUUUAGUGACACUGGUUGCCAGUAGUAGUAGCCAGCCAAAGGGAUAUUUUAUUCAAAAAAGGCCAUCCAUAAAGAAAUGCCAAGCAGAUCAGUAACACCCUGAUACUAACAAAGUAGGUGGCGAUUUUCACCAGCAGCCGGCUACUUUUGGCAACCCUGGUGACAGCAUCAAACUACACCUAUCAUAGCUUAGAAAUUGCACACAAUAAAUUCUCUUCCAGAGAGUUAAGACCUGUCCCCUUUUGGUUUGAUUGUGUAGAUUCUUGAUUUAAGCAAACGCCUGCCUUUAGUGACCACUAAAUCUUUGCAUUUUGGGUAGUUGCUCACAAAUGGUUCAAUAAUAUUGCAUUUUGACUGUAUUUUCCUGUGCUUGAUUUAUUUUAACUUGCAAUUAUUUCAGAGGCCUUGCUGUCGGCAUUUACACCACAAAUUCUCCAGAGGCCUGUCACUUUGUUGCGGAAAACUGUGAAGCCAAUGUUAUCAUUGUUGAGAAUAAGAACCAACUGCAGAAAAUUCUGAAGGUGAGUAAAUUGGUCUGAAUUUUCUGGUGCUCAGUUAAAAGUAAGUUCAUUUAUUUUGUUGUUGUAAUUCUUAGCCACUGCGUUGUGGUGGGUACAGUAGUGACUGUAGUCUGUAAACUGCAUUUAGUUCUGCCGCAUGCUUUGCCUGGUGGACUACUGGUCUGCUGAGGUGGAACAUAUAGCUAUGUUAGCUCCCGCCAGACCACCAACCAUGGUUGGCUUUCGGAUGAAAACCUUGACUCAUUUCAGAUGAUCGCAUAAUUUGGAUGAUGACAUUAGGCUGCUGUUUGGCCCUGUUCCUUCAUCCUAACAUCCAUUAAAAGGAUCAGACUUUUGAGUGACUAUUUGAAAGGAUUUAUGGGAUUGAUGUUGUGAGACCCCAGUGUUGUAAUUUACCUUCUUGUGGGUUGCUUAUGGAAGAAACUGUUUCAGGACCCUCAGUUAAGUAAGCUGUGUAUUGUGAGUCCCCACUGCUGUAUCUUAUAGCAAAGCUAAUAAAAUAAUAAAAUUCAUUUUUUAAAUGAAGCGAAUAAUGAUAUUCUUAAUAAUUUACUAACAGGUUUGGGACCGACUGCCACAUCUGAAAGCUGUUGUGCAAUACCUUGGAGAUAUUGAAGGAGAAAAACCACCUAAUGUAUACACAGUGAGUAUGAGCGUGUAGAUUAAUAUUAGCCUGACUAGUUUUCCUCUUCUUGACAUGGUUUGUUUCUAUUUUGGCUUUGCUUUUUUACAAGGUUUCGACCUCACCCAUUUAGUCUAAAAUGUUCGUGAAUAUUGCUGAAUACCAAGAGCAACAACAAAACGUUGCUUAAUCUUGAUUGCCUCCACUGACCUUGAUACACAUGAUACAGACUGAGCAUAUGUUGACCUAGGCUUUUUCUCAUCAUUCCUGACAUCUUGUGUAACAAGUAGUACUACAGAGUCUGCAAUGCAGUCAUUCUUAACAUUUCUUCACAUUGGAAUUGACCAUUCAUGGCUUACAUUUUCUUUGUCUUAAUUUUGAGACAUGGUUACUUUGUUUUCAAAAUCUAAUCAGAUUUAGUUUGAAUGAUCUUCUCAACUUUCUUAUUCUCUUCUGAAGUGCUUGUCAAUUUUUUUUUCAGUGGAAUGAGUUUAUGGAACUCGGCAAAGAUGUUGCUGAAGAAACUCUUCAAGCAAGAAUUGCCAAUUUAGCACCAAACAAGUGUUGUACACUUAUUUACACUGUAAGUUCAUAUACGAUAAAUUUUUGUUUGGUCAGAGAUAGAACUGUGGAGAUUUUUCAGUGGGCAAGUGAUUUUUAACAGCUGAGUUAAGGUCAGUUUACCCAAUGUAAAGUGAUUUUAAAAGCUUUCAUUUUGAAGUUUUAAAAGCACUUUUUCAGAGUGAUUCAUGCAGGGAUUGUAGAUUGUCAGUGAGUGGUUUGUAUGUUAAUGUUCGUUGAAGGGAUGCUAUGGAGAAACAACAUUUUAUACAGCUUGCUAUGCAUUUUUAAUUUGGAGUUUUAAACAUUCUUUCAAGUGCUAAUCCUCUUUUGUUCUUUUUCGCUAGUCUGGAACCACUGGCAAUCCCAAAGGUGUAAUGCUUUCACAUGACAAUGUGAGUAACUUAACCUUUCCUCCCACUUUGACGUAAGUUUUUUUUGUCCUAUAGGUACAAUGUUUUUGGCUCGUUCAGCGACUUUCUUGUAGGUUCAGCUCUAGAGUCUAGCGUGGUAUGUUGGGUGGGGGGUUACUCCCAUUUAUAGGCUAGAUAGGUAUGUGCCUCUUGAAAGACUAUGGUUUUUUAAGGGUCUUGCCCCUUAUAAUAUGGGGUAUCAUUUUUGCCCUUGCUGGUGUUGUGGCCCCAGUGUGAUUCUUAGAUAGCAUACCUAAUUAUUAUUGCAUAAAAUUCAACAUAAAUACCCAGCUACACAAAAAGUUAUGUUGCCAUUUAAAUUCUUAGAUUUUGUUUUUCCCUUGAAUGGGGUAUCAUUUUUCAAAAUUGGAGUUUAAAUAGGGUAUCAAUCAUCCUUAAAUUAAUGGGGCCAGGGUUAAUUAGACCCUCGGCGGCACACACCUAAUUGAGAAUUAUGAAAGUUCCCCCUCCCACCCUGGGAGUGUUGCAACAUUAGAACUGAACUAUAGGUGUAAUUAAUUCACUGCAUUUUAUAACUUUGCAUAUCAGGUAAUUUGGACUGCAGACUGUGCAUUGAAGCAUGUUCAUGCUGGCGAGAAAGGUCCAGAACAUGUGGUCAGUUAUCUACCUCUGAGCCAUAUUGCUGCACAGGUAAAUAAAAAAAAAUGCAACAAUGGGUUAUUCCAGAAAAAAUCCACACCCCCCCGACGGAUGGGGUCCUUUUUUAACCCCCCCUCUCACCUGGAUUUCCUGAAGCACAAGACCCCCCCUCCCAACUGGAUUUCCAAGGUGGAAGACCCCCCCCCGCCUGGAUUUCCGGAAAAAAUAAAAGGCUUAAGUUUAAUUUAUUUUUAAUGGAAAAUCCGUGAAAUGUUUUUGUUUUAAUUUCUAAAGUUCAGCUUAUAUUAAACUAAGAAUUCUAUUGCUCUUGAAACUAAAAAAUGAAAGGAGCAAAAACAAAAAUGCGAACGACACCUGAACGAGUGUUUACAUAAUUUCUUAGCUUAUAAAAAUCACUCUUAUCUGUUGUAGGUACAGAUUAGUAGAAAUGUGUCAGGCGUUUGACGCUUCGUUUCAACAACGUUAACCUUCAGGCCCGUUUUUAGCUUGUUCACUGAGAUAAAAGGAUGGUGACAACUUAGAUUAAUUUAUGUCAGGUGAGAAAAUAUGAACAAAACAUUUUGAUUUUUCAGGGUCUUAAAACUUUGUGUCAUAUCAAACGUUUGAUUUGUAUCAACUAUUGGUCAUUGAAGCCCCUCAGAAGACUUUUUUAAGGUCAACCCCCUUCCGCCUGGUCAGUUAUCUACCCCUGAGCCAUAAUCCCAUCCGCACAGGUGUGGAUUUUUUUUCUGGAACAACCCAAUACAUGUCAAAUAAAAGAAUUUUAUAAAUUGUAACAGGGGCACCUGGAAUACAUUUAAGCCUUAUGUGACAUCUGGUAAACUACUAGCCUACUGCCGGAUUUUUGUUCUAACUUGCCACAAGUGUGUAUAUAGGCUUGUGAAUCAAUGGGAGGACAUCUAGAGGCCUACACGUGUACCUGGCCCUUCCCAGCUAACCUGCGCUGUGCUCUAGUGGUGCCCCCUGGCCCCAGGUGUAUUACUUUUGCCUUUAGGUGACAAAAAUAUUUUAGUUAAAAUUUGUUUUGGCAUGGAGAACAUAACAUUUUUUUUUCAUUAUUUUUUAUUUUGUGCUCUCUUUUCCAGAUAUUGGACAUUUAUAUGCCAAUCAAUCUUGCUGGUUCUGUCUAUUUUGCACAGCCAGAUGCACUAAAGGUACAAGGAAUUUGUAUUUACUCGUCUUUCCACAGUCAAAAGUAGUCACAGUUGAAGCACCACUGCUAAGAAAUGAUUUCUCAAGUUAUAUUAUUACAAAAUAACAUUAUUUCUUUAACAUUUUUGUCACAGGGCACACUUGUUCAAACCCUGAGGGAAGUCAGGCCAACAUUGUUGUUUGGAGUACCAAGGUAUUAUAAUAGCACAAGUUUGCCUUUUUUUGUUGUAAGCUUUUUGAAGCAUUUUUAACAAAUAGCCUUUUAGCUGUGAUGUUUAAGCUUCAGAAAUUACAGUUGAAAUAGAAAAUAUUGUAUUUAUUAUGCUGCACAAGGCAGAUCUAAAAACCAGCUUGACUAAUAGCAUAGCAGCAAAUUGUGACCACAGAAGUCGCGGUCAGUGCUUUGUGUACGCUUUUGCGUUCUCAUGUGACAUUGUGUAUCCUGAGAAAGUCCAUCAGAAGCACUACCCAGAUCUGGGUAGUGACAGAUUAUCAGUAUGGAAUUUCUGCAGCCAUUCCUGAGAGGUCAUUUCUAUACGAUGGUGUUGCAAAAUGUCUGCUGUUUUUUCAGGCUAGACAUUGUCUGUCUUUGCUAAUGCUGAAUCUGCCGUGAAUGCCCGAAUAAUGUGACAAGAUAGACAACGUAUCAAUUGGGGUCAUCCUCGGUGUAAAAACCUGCAAAAUUCUGCUUUGUUUUCUAGCUAUUAUUAUCCUUGACUCUAUUGUGUUGACUUCUCAGUGGCUUCUUUGUGUUAAUUAUUUUACGUCACUCGUGAGUUUCAUGGGUUUAUACACCGAGUAUGAGCCAUCAAUUGUCAAUCCCUGUAUGAUCUCUAGCCCUCAUUUAAUGGAAACCAAUCUAAUACAUUAUUCCUCUUGAAAUGAUGCAUUUGUCAACAGAGUGUACGAAAAGAUCAUGGAAAAGUUAAAGGAACUGGGUCAGCAAGUGACUGGAGUGAAGAGAAAGAUUGGUAACUGGGCAAAGGGUGUGGCCCUACAGGGGAACAUGAACCUUGAACAAGGGUAAGCUGCUAUGAGAGCUGGGUCAGGAGCGAAACUUUGCAUGUAGAAGUUUUGAAUUUGAUUCAAAAAGUGCUGAAAGCCAAUAUUAUUGCCUGUUGAAUUAUGUGAGGGGACUGAACUACUGUGGAGGAGGUUUUCCUUCAGUGAACAGGCUUAGUGAAUUUACCAACUGUUGAUAAACCCCCUGGAAAAGAACAGAGUGGCAAUUCACUCAAUACUUUAUGCAGUGUAGUUUGUAUUCACAGAUCAAGUGGACGAAAGCUUGCAUUUUGUUAACAUUUUUAGCCAGAGGAAGUUUCUUUAUAUUUAUAAAAAUGAUAUAUACUAGCUGUGGCCCCGCUACAUAUACUUUUUUCAAGCAUAGUUUUUGUUACUUUGAAGGGGAGCAUGUUGAUGUUUUAUACACUCAUGAGUUGAAACUCGAAAGAGAACUAGUGCAGGCAUAUGAUAUUCAAAGGAGACAUUCCUCAGACAUACUUCGAGCAAAUAUCGAAACGAAACAACCUUAACAUUUUAUAAUCUUUGUAAGCUGCCUACCCACAGGGUAGACCAUGUUUCAAGACAAUCAGAAGGACCACCACAUCUUUUUAAAGUAAUUUUCCUCCUGUUUUGUUUUGUUUUCUAGACGCCCUUUGCCUUUUGGUUGGACUCUGGCAAAUGGACUGGUCUUGAAGAAGGUACACACCCUUAUUUUUCAGAAAAUAUUUUAUGACAAAUCAAGUUCCCUGCCUCCUCCCCAGGCACUUCGUUUUCGCACUCUGGUCGUGAACAAAGGUGAGCACGAAACGUGAGAGACUGGUGACAAAGCGCCGGGGACCACGGGAUCCCCUGGGUACGAGGCAGCCCAGUUCCCUUGAAAUUCUUCUUCAAAGCACCAAGAAAGUACUGACAAGUAGGUGUCAAUUGGUUGGUCACCGCAGGUAAUUUAGCCACAGGUUCAAAAGUUAGAACCACCUUACAAGAAUCCAUGAUUCACUCAAGGUGUGAAAACGUUCUUUUUUCUUUUGAAAACGGCCACUUUCUUGAACGUCCAAUUUGUUUAAUGGACUAAUGACUGUUUUGUGAUGGUUUUUGAUAUUGGUAAUUCUCUUUUUUUCUCAGAUUCGACUGGCUUUAGGGCUAGACCGCUGCAGGCUUUGUUUUGUGGGCGCAGCUCCCGUUACCUUGGAAACCCUUCGUUAUUUCCAGAGCAUCAACGUGCCGCUGUACGAACUGUACGGCAUGAGCGAGUGUACCGGCCCAAUGACAGUGUCCAUUCCUGGUCAUAUCACAGCAGGAAGCUGCGGUAUAGCCAUGGAAGGAUGUGAAAUGAAGAUUAUCAACGAGGACGACGAUGGAAAUGGAGAGGUGAGAUUUAACUAAACAAGCAACAAUUCCCAACUCUCUGAACUAGUCGCCACUUUAACCCAAAAUUGAGAUUCUCACUAACUGGAGAAUUUGUUGAAAUAUCAAUUACACUCAUCUUCCCUGAUCAUGCACUCAAUUCUCAUGACUACUCUGUUUUCUAAAGCAUUGAUAUAAUAAGGAGAAAUUCCAUGCUGAUGACUCCUAGGGCUUUAAGGGUUAAAAGUGGGAAGGAAACUGGGCCGAGUUAACUUUUGCAAAGACUUCUGGGACUGUUGCUAGGGACAGAUAAAAAAAUUGGCCAAUAGCUGGCCGUGCGCGUGCUCCAGUUCUCUUUUCGUUUCUAAAGUGGCGAAUAAGACGACAGAAAUGACGUUUUAAUGUUCAAAAUUCAAGCGGAACUACCAGCUUCAGGCAAGCGGUUUUCAUUAAGACAUUAUCUUGUAUCAAGAGAGGAUAAAGGGGACAGAGAAGGCAUCCCCCAUACACACCCUAUUCCAUAGGUAAUUCGUCUCGAGUUAUUUUUAAGACCAUAGAAUGUGUUCCGCGUGGAUGACCCACGCUCAGAGCCACGCGUCCUUCACGAAUUGACGCAGAAAAAAAUGGCAGAAAACGCGGAGAGCGAUAUGGCUAUUUGUUUUGUCGACGAAAACGACUAAAGAGAGAUUUCUGCUGAAGCUGUGUCAGCGAAACGGAAAUUAAAAAAGAAUCGCCCUUCCUCUCUUGUAUAGAGCUAACAGUACAGCAGGGAAAACAUUAACACACUGAAUAUUUUCUCAGGAUCAUUUAUAAUUUACAGUUUGAAGAAAGCAAUUUCUGGUUUGAUAUUUAUUCUUUUAUUAGUCUUUUAUAAUUCAACAAAAAUAACACUUGGCGUCCUACUUGCUUUAUUAUACAAUAGACCGGCGAAGCUUCUCAUUUUAUUAAAUUACUGAGGUUACGACAACUUCGAGUUCAACUGAUUUCACGGGUUGUCAAAGAGUGCAGCGAUUCCCUUUUUCCAGAUGAGCGCCGACUCAUUUCGCUUCAAUAUUCAGAAAUGCUCUCGAUCUCUUCACGCUUUCAUUGCCUUUCGCCCGACGUGUUUUGCACGGCGUUUAGUCAUGCGAAACCUCCGCGAAACAUCCACGCAGUGCGCGAGGUAACUUUAUCCCGAUUCUAAAAAUAACUCGAGACGAAUUGCCUAUGGAAUAGGGUGUGUAUGGGGGAUGCCUUCUCUGUCCCCUUUAUCCUCUCUUGCUUUUAUUUAUAUGAGAGUCAGUAUGGGCAACAGAAAACUGUUGUCUAUACGUUAUUCGCAAACGCGUUGUAGAGAUAUUUUUCUGAGAAAAUCGCUCUCAAGAGACUGAGAAAAGAAAAUUGCGCUAUCAUUACACCAUUUCCGUGGUUUACUUAUUUUUUACUCUAUUCAUAAAUCAGUCAGAUAUAGUAAAAUUCAUUAACCAAAGGUCGUGCUGAAGAGGAAAAAGGUUUUUGUCAGUUCACUUCUAGUAGAAAACGUUUCUCACUUGUCUUACACACCUCCGUUGAAGGAGCAGUGGGCACCAAAUGUUUCAAAAUUCAAACAGUGGGAGAGCGGCCAUAUCAAUCUCUACUCGUGCGCCUUUCCCUCGCGUGUUGUGCGCGUGUGAUACGCUUUCGCGCAGUCUAUUUUUCUUAUGCGGCUGCUUCCUAUACUAGAAUUAACACAAUGAUACUUAGUUUGGUUAAUUUAUAAGCGCACAUCUUUCUUUCUUCCGCGGAGAAAGAAAUGAAUGCUCUCAACAUUUGAAUUCACUCUUUGCUUGAUAAUACUCAGAUUUGUAUGAAAGGGCGCCAUGUUUUCAUGGGUUACUUGAACAACGAAGAGAAGUCAAAGGAAGCGUUGGAUAGUGAAGAUUGGCUUCACACAGGCGAUAUCGGGAAAAUCAACGAGGUGGGUACUUCUUUGCAAGGGAAACUUAGCAUCAUAUGGCUAUAAUUAUAGCUUGCCCAGAGACGUUUUUUCUUUUUUUUCGAGAAUUGCGAGCGCGCGAGAACGAGCAGGGAGAGCGAGCAGGGAGCCCUCACAAACACCCCCUUGCGCUGGCGGUUUUUAUUUUCAUAUGCGCGCUCGACGAUCUCUAAAGAGAAAAUAGGUUUGUUAACAGGGUACUUUGAUUAAGACCUUGUCUUAAUUGAAAUGAUUGAGUCAUCUGUUAGCGACGUAAAGCAAUCGCCCUUGUUUCUUUCAUCCUUGCUUGUCAUUUGGUUGGGUUGCCCGGGGGAAGGGGAGUGGUUAAUAAAUGGCUUUACCAGUAGGUUGGGUGGGAAAGGGCUCACAAUAAAUUGCGUUGCUUUAGUGUCCCUGCAUCGUCCUUUAACGCUUUUAAAACUAAACAAGAUAAUAAUUAUUUGGCUGGCUUGUCUGGAAAGUGCAGUGUCCGGGAUGCGAUGAUAGGAGUGUGGAAAAAUGCGGAGUUGCCAAGUAGUCUGAGCCACUCAUAUAAUAAUUCAUCUUUCUCGUAUAUUGACCAGGUUUAAUAUUAAUUCUACCAUUCUCACGGAACCACAGUCAAACUGCUUGUUUCUUUGUUUUCUUUUUCCUUCUGUAAAGAAUGGACAAUUGUUUAUUACUGGACGCAUCAAAGGUAAGUGAUUUGUGGUAUUUUUGGUUUUCACAUGACGUCACCAAAUUAAAAAUAAUAAUAAAUAAAUAAAGCAUCGAUCCUCCUGAGUUUUUACUUUCAUGAAGUGUUAGAGCAGCUAAAAACUUUUAUUUUUACAAAUUUUCACGUCGAAAGGGUUCUCGUUUUGUGAUAGAGUACGCGUGAAUUUGUAACCUUUUGUGUGACAAGGCAUUAACGUGGCGGCCGAGAGAGCUGUCAUGUAUGUUAAAAAGGUGACUUAUUUUGGGGGAUUUUGAUGUUAUAGCGGUUCCUUCUCCUAUCGCGUCAAAUUCUAUAGUUUUAUGUUUAUGCAGAAGGUUUCCCCUUGUGUGGUCUUUGUAAAUGGUAAGCACCCCUUGUGUCUGCAAUACGAUGUAUCGGAAGCGUCCUCACGUAUCCAGAUAUUUUUGAAUCUGCAACUUUUUCUUUCCGGUCAAAAAUUUCCACGUCUACAGGUAUCUGUAUUCAAAUAGAAUUUGCCCGUCCACACGUAACCGACUCGUAUCUGGAUUCACUCUAGUACUCAGGACUCCUCUGGGAAUAUUGGCAACAGAGCAUGCGUCGUAAAGCGCACGAAAUUUGCAUCCUGCAGGAUGCAUCAACGGGCAAAAGAGAGAAAACCUGGGAACGAGGUUGCCAUCUUGAAUACAGUAUUCACGGUAAAGAACUGGGCUCCAUCUUGUUACGUCACCGGAAAAAAUCUGGAUUUAGCGUCCGCAGAUUCCCGAUUCAUAGCGUGUUCAAAAAUUUCCACUCUGGAGAGCGGAUUCAAAACGUUGUGGAUCCGUAUACCGGAUUCACCGGAUACGUGUGAACUGAAGUCGCGUCCGGAAAGAAAUAGUUGGGGAUUCAAUAAUAUCCGGAUACUUGUGGACGGGGCCUUAGUCGCGGGUUUACAUUUUUCUCGCAGAAUUAAUUAUCACUGCUGGCGGUGAGAAUAUUGCUCCAGUCCCCAUCGAAGACGCCAUCAAAGAAGAGGUGCCUUUAAUUAGCAAUGUGAUGGUCAUUGGUGAUAAGAGAAAGUAUCUUUCCUGUUUGGUUACGCUGAAGGUAAGAGCAGCAUACGCUUGUUUGAAAUAAAUAGAGUCUUGAGCUUUUACGCAGACACUGUUUUGGCCCCUCUCGCAACGAUCCUUCUAAAGAGGAGUGCGUGAUGAGCCAGUAAUUAUGCAGUUUUAAACAUAUCCUAGCACCCACUACUUACUGUUGCUUGUCACGUAAGGAUCCUUCCCAAGGAAGAGUGCGUUAUGAGCCAAAAGAACUUUUGAAUUGGAGGCUAAACCGUAGGCAUUAACUGUUUGUCUAGAGUCUUUGUUUAUCGUGACGACCCUUCCCAUGGAGGAGUACGGUGCGUGACGAGCUCAAACAACGGUUUAUGCAGGAGGUUAAUCCGCGUGCUGCAAUAAGUUUUUCUCGAGUUUGUUGUGUUCUUAAUAUGAUUUUUUUUGUUACCCAGGUUGAUGUGGACGCAGAUACUGGAGAGCCUUCAGAUAAUCUCACUGAGCUUGCUGUUAAGUUUUGCAAAUCUCUCACUUGUGAAGCAAAAACUGUUUCGGAAAUCUUGUCAAGUAACGAUGAGAAAAUAAUGAAAGCAAUUAAAGAAGGCAUCGACCGGGCAAAUGCCAAAGCCGUGUCCAGAGCUCAGAAGGUGGGUAGAGUAAUAAAUAGUCAUUCUUAACCCUCAAAGCCCCAAUAUCCACUGACAGACUCUCAAUACUGAUCACCAUAUAUUUCCUCAAUGAAGAAGUUGAGAGAAUGUGUUUGAAGAUCAAAGCAUUUUCCCUUUAGUAAUAAUUUCAUUUAUUAUCAUAUCCUACUCUUUUGAUUAUUAUUAUUAGUUCAAAGUCUUUGUUGUCUGCAUUCUGCUUCUUUCUGACUGGCUGUUUUGGUUUGUUGGCUCUGAAAGUAGCCUCCCCGCAGUCGUCCUUUGAAUGCGUGACAAACGAACCCCAAAGGACGUCUGCGAGGAGGCUACUCUGAAAGUUGAUCUGUUCGCGGCGAACUGGAUCCUUCGUUCUGCUUGCUGACGUUUUGCUUGAUCAGGAGUCAUGGUGGCUAGCGUUCAUUUUAGACUGUUGAUGAUCUGAGUGUCUGAGCUAACGUUUUUUCUUGCUGUUCAAUCAUGAGGCUGAGGAGGUCCUGUUCUUCUCUGGUACAGAUCUCUUUCGAGACGUUUGUUGAAAUCCUGGCCGGGUCUAAGGUGCGGUCUGGGUAUCCAGGGCUGUUCUCUAGCAGAGCCCGGUGGCCCAUGGUGCCCAACUUUUGCACCUGGACGACUAGAAAGUCAAAGAUCUUUUAUACAAAUCAUAUACUGGGCACCCUAGGUUUUACAUGUUCAGAGCACUGGGCUCCCUUCAAUUUUCCUUAGAGCACAGCACAGGUAUCGAUAUUGUUGGGAGAAAAUUGAUGUUUGCUGCCCUUUGGACUGUGAUCUCUAGGUAUACGGAUAAACAACUAUCCAGCGGAUAAGUGUUAGGAAAAUUGAUUGCGUUAUCAACUGGAUGGUUAUUUAACCAGUGGAUAGCGUUAUUCACCUUUUGAACAACUGGGGCUUGGGAAGAGCGGGAUGAGGAGCGGGACGAGUACACGUCAAUAGUACACGUCAAUAGUCCAGUGAAUACAAACAUUAACGAAACAUUUAUACAGGGUUAGCCUCGACGUAAGUAAAAAUAUUCAGAAAUUCCGGCAAAUAAGUGUUUGAAAUUUGAAUAUGCACAAUAGACAAAGAAAUAAACAGGUAUUUUUCUCGUUAGAGUUUGUAAAUAUAUUACUUCAGAUGGAGGCUAAGCCUGUAAAAAAUGCGUCUUCACUUCUUUAAUUCAGCGGUCAUAGCGAACUCGAAACUGGACUAUUUUGUGUCCAUGUCUUCAGAGUGUACAAGAGCUAUGUGAACCAUCUGUUUUUUUUUUUACCUGUGACGUAAAUUUUUAGAACCACUGAAUCUCUUUUUUUAGGUGCAGAAGUUCAUCAUUUUAGAGAAAGACUUCUCUAUCCCUGGAGGAGAGCUGGGUAAGAAUUGCCCGUUCACUUUGUUGUCGUUAUUAGGGAGUUAAAGCAACUGGGAUGGCGGCAGCAACGGGGACGUUAUUAAUAAAGUGUAUUCGCGUUGUUUAAAAAUUUAUGGGGGUUAUUUCAACUGGCUUCAUUGGUCAAAUGUUGGCGAGUUUUCCUUAAGUUAAAUUUUUAGGGAGCACACAAAGUUUAAGAAUAGUGUUUACGUCCUCUAUAAUACAUCACACUAGAAAGUCAAUGUGAAAAGGUUUCAUGCUGUAAUCGUGCAGUGACAGCGAAGAAAUGUGCAAAAGGCCCGAUGCACCUCGUGCGUAGUUGUUGUUUAGUGGUUAUUAUACCUAUUGUUUUGCGACGUCCCCGUUGCCGUCCCCUUCGUGGUUGGUUGACCCUUUAAGCCUCAAUAUCCACAUACAAAUUCUCCAAACUGAUUUCUAUUCGUUUCCUUAAGGAAUAAGUUGAGAUAAUUUAAUAAGAGAUCAAGGCAUUUUCUCUUGAGUGGUCAUUUGAUUAACUCUCAUAACGUAUGUUGUUUAGUUCAUUAUUCAACUGCGAGGAUCAUUCCCAUUUUUAUAUCUUUAUCUGCAGCUCAAAAUAUGAGAUAUUUCAUAUAAAAAAUUAUUUCCAUUAUUUAAAGAUCUUAAUGAUACUGAUGUUGAUAUUGGUGAUGGUAUUGACGAUAAUUUGGGAGCUAACUUGCGUCGCGGAAAACUCCUUUGCCACCCUCAUAAUAAUGAUAAUACUGAUGGUGUGGUAAUGUUUGUAGCAAUGAUGAUAACGAUGAUGAUGCUAGUGAUGUUGGUGGUGAUGGUGACCAUGGUAUCGAUGAUGAAUUGUUGGCUGUUACGGUGAUGAUGGUUGUGUUAACCCAUUCGCUCCUGGAGAUUUUGCCGAAAAACGCGUUUUGAAGCUAGUCGAGUGGUUUUCUGGUCACCGUCGUGCUAUAAAGAGCUAAAACUUACCACAAACCGGUUUACAGGUCGUACACUUGGCGGCCUUCUGAUCCAGAUGCAAAAUAUCAGCUUGCGAAGUUCGGGCAUGCGUAGAAAGCAAAAUUUCGACAGUUUUUGGGUUUAAAAGUGACACAGCAGUCUUGACUUUUACUUUUCGCUUUCUCUCCUCCCUUCUUUUUACGCUUUUCUUGCCUCAUUUUUUUUUUCUUGCUGGGCAUUUAGUAGGCUUCAUUUUGGUGGGAAGAGUUUUUAGGAAAGCUUUUAGGAUCUUAGGAUUAGGUGAAAGGAAAGGUAGGGGGGUAAUGGAACAAGAUUUUCAUGGAGAUUUUCAGGUCCUUGUCACGUGGUUUUUUGCUUCUUUCUCCGGUGUCCUUGACUGAAUUGUGCUCAUUCUGGUAUGGUUUGAAAGAUCUCUUCACUCUGCACAAGUUAGCGAAGAAAGUUGUCCGUGACCUUUAAAACUGAUGACGUCACAAAGGGUAGAAAGGACCUGGAUCCGCACGGGCGGUUACGGGCGGUUCAGGGGCGAAUGGGUUAAUUUCAUUGAUAUUGAUAAUGGGAAGCAAGGUUGUCGCAGUGGAGAGUGAGAGCACUCACUUCCCACCAAUGUGGUCUGUCUUUAUAUCUCGGCGUCGCCGGCAUAUGUGGGUUGAGUUUGUUGUUGGUUCUCUCCCUUGCUCCGAGAGGUUUUCUCCGGGUACUCCGGUUUUUCCCUCUCCUCAAGAACCAACACGUCCAAAUUCUAAUUCGAUCUGGAACGCACGGACACAUUUCAACGAGUUCUUAAAGAGUCCUAGUAUUUCAUGGGUAAACAAAUAUCAAUUUGAUUGUGAUGGUGGUGAUUAUGAUGAUGAUAGUGGUGGUGAUGGAGACAGUGAUGAUAAUGUUGAUGAUGGUGUCAUGGUGAUGUUUAAUAUGCCUGUGAGGAUGAUGAUGAUGAUGAUGAAAAUGACUAUGAUUAUGCCGACAAUAAUGAUGGUGAUGUUGAUGAUUCUUUUUAUCAACAAUGGUGAUAAUGAUGAUGGUAAUAGUGUUGAUGAUGCUGGCAAUGAUGGUGACGUGGAUGGCCAUGAUGUUGAUGAUAAUGACAACGAUGGUGGUGAUGUUGAUGAUUCUGGGUGUCAAUAAUGGUGAUAAUGAUGAUGGUAAUAGUGUUGAUGAUCCUGACCAUGAUACUCGCAAUGAUGGUGACGUGGAUGGCCAUGAUGAUGAUAAUGACAACGAUGGUGGUGAUUUUGAUGAUUCUGCGUGUCAAUAAUGGUGAUGGUGAUGAUGGUAAUAGUGUUGAUGAUGCUGACUAUGAUGCUGGCAAUGAUGGUGGCGUUGAUGGUUAUGAUGAUGAUAUUGAAAAUGAUACAUCAGCAAGACAAUAUAAAUUAACAGAAUACUUGUACAUUUUUCCAGGUCCCACCCUCAAACUGAGGAGGCCGAUUGUGUCCAAGAUGUUCAAAGACAAAAUCGACGCCCUUUACGAGGACGAACACCAUUGAAAUCAAAACGUAAUAUAAUGA
This is a messenger RNA of Porites lobata, 17761 nucleotides long. The record is from the annotation of a GenBank genome assembly. Lineage: Eukaryota; Metazoa; Cnidaria; Anthozoa; Scleractinia; Poritidae.